Fusarium sp. VM40 is the source of this 1011-nucleotide messenger RNA. NCBI's taxonomy places the organism in Eukaryota, Fungi, Ascomycota, Sordariomycetes, Hypocreales, Nectriaceae. The record is from the annotation of a GenBank genome assembly.
AUGUUCGGAAAAGUUGCUCUAGAAGAAGCCUUUGCCCUUCCCCGAUUCGCAGAGCGAACACGGUGGUGGGCAGGUCUCUUUGCCGUUGACCCUGAUAAGCAUGCUGCUGAGAUCAACGACAUUACAGAACAGCGCAUCAAGUACAUGAACGAGCAUGGCGUCGGCUAUACAAUCCUCUCAUACACUGCGCCUGGUGUGCAAGAUGUGUUUGAUGCCAAAGAGGCUCAGGCGCUGGCAGUAGAAGUCAACGACUAUGUUGCUGGAGCUAUUCAGAAACACCCUGACCGUCUGGGUGCUUUUGCUACCCUUUCUAUGCAUGACCCCAAAGAAGCUGCCGAGGAACUCCGAAGAGUCGUCACCAAGUAUGGCUUCUUAGGUGCCUUGGUCAACGACACCCAACGAGCUGGCGCCGAUGGAGACGACAUGAUCUUUUACGAUGGCCCUGAGUGGGAUGUCUUCUGGUCAACAGUGACAGAACUCGACGUCCCAUUCUAUCUUCACCCCCGCAACCCAACAGGCAGCAUCCACGAGAAGCUGUGGGCCAAGCGAAGCUGGUUGAUCGGCCCUCCCUUGAGUUUCGCUCACGGUGUCAGCCUCCACGCUCUGGGCAUGGUCACCAACGGCGUGUUCGACAGACAUCCCAAGCUUCAAGUUGUUCUCGGCCAUCUUGGAGAGCACAUUCCCUUCGAUAUGUGGCGUAUCAACCAUUGGUUUGAGGACGUUAAGAAGCCUCUUGGUCUGUCGUGCAAGUUGACUAUCCGCGAGUACUUUGCCAGGAACCUUUGGAUCACAACUAGUGGUCACUUCUCAACAUCUACUCUGCAAUUCUGUCUUGGAGAAGUUGGAGCGGACCGCAUUCUCUUCUCCAUUGACUAUCCAUUUGAGUCGUUCUCGGACGCUUGCACAUGGUAUGAUGGGCUGGCUAUAAAUGAUGUUGAUAAGAGGAAGAUUGGAAAGGAUAAUGCGAAGAAGCUAUUCAAGUUACCUCAGUUCUACCAGAGCGAGGAUUAA